AAGCCCAGACACAGAUGAUGAUACUGCGUAGGGGUGUGGAAGGGGCCUCAAGUGACAAUGGUUGUGAAGUUAAAACUAGAAAGUCAAUACUGUCAAGGCACCUAAACACUCAGGUAAAGAAGACCUCUACUAAAUGGUGUCAUAUUGUGCGAGAUUCAGAUAGUCUGGCUGAAUCAGAGUUUGAAUGUGCAGCCUUUGGUCAGAGCUCUAGGUCUGGUGUGAGUGGCCACUCUCGAAGCCUCAACAUGUCUAGAAGAAACUCAGAAAGCAGCCGUCACAACUCAGAGACCAAGGAUAUGUUAUGGGACGACCUGCUGCAUGGCCCAGAGUGCCGGUCAUCUGUCAGCAGUGAUAGUGAGGGGGCGCAUGUGAAUACCCUCCACUCAGGAACCAAACGUGACCCCAAAGAGGAUGUUUUUCAGCAGAACCAUUUAUUCUGGCUUCAGAACUUAAGUCCUGCCUCUGAUCGAGUUAGUGCAAUAAUCUGGGAAGAGAGUGAGUGCAAAAAGAUGGAUAUGUCUGUGUUGGAAAUAAGUGGCAUCAUCAUGAGCAGGGUAAAUGCAUAUCAGCAAGGAGUAGGUUAUCAGAUGCUUGGAAAUGUCGUCACCAUUGGAUUAGCAUUUCUUCCUUUAUUACAUCGACUUUUCCGAGAGAAGAGCCUUGACCAGCUAAAGUCCAUUCCAGCUGAGGAGAUCUUGACUCUCUUUUGUGGGGCACCACCUGUUACACCUAUUAUCAUUUUGUCUCUAAUUAAUUUUUUUGAAAGAUUGUGUCUUACUUGGAUUUUUUUCAUGAUGUGUGUGGCAGAGAGAACAUAUAAACAGAGAUUUUUAUUUGCAAAACUCUUCAGCCAUAUUACUUCUGCCAGGAAAGCUAGGAAGUAUGAAAUACCUCAUUUCAGACUUAAAAAAGUAGAUAACAUUAAGAUAUGGUUAUCACUGCAUUCCUUUCUUAAGAGACAGGGUCCCCAGCAUUCAGUUGAUGUCGUUGUAUCUUCAGUCUUCUUACUGACACUUUUGAUUGCUUUCAUUUGUUGUGCCCAGGUUCUCCAAGGACAUAAAACUUUCCUGAAUGAUGCUUAUAAUUGGGAGUUUUUGAUCUGGGAAACAGCUUUACUACUUUUCUUACUGCGCCUGGCCUCAUUGGGGUCUGAAACCAGUAAGAAAUACAGCAAUGUUUCAAUAUUACUUACUGAACAGAUUAAUUUAUAUCUUAAGAUGGAAAAAAAGCCAAAUAAGAAAGAACAGCUUACUCUGGUAAAUAAUGUCUUAAAACUGUCUACCAAGUUGUUGAAAGAGCUGGACACACCAUUUAGACUCUAUGGACUGACAAUGAAUCCCUUAAUCUACAAUAUCACACGAGUAGUUAUACUUUCUGCUGUCUCAGGUGUUAUAAGUGAUCUUCUAGGAUUUAAUAUAAGACUGUGGAAAAUUAAAUCAUGAGCUGAGUCAUGUGCCUGGAGCCUGUCCCCUUGCUGGCAUCAGUACUGACUGAUUAAGGAGAGAGAUGACUGCAGAAACCAUGAGAUACCCACCUGCCUGUUCACACAUAGAGGUGCCCUCAGCUUGGCCUAACCUAAAGAAUGGUGUUUUCAGAGGGACAAAUCCUUUUCCAACUGGGAGUGCAUGUUAAAAACUUGUAUUUUCAUGGUUUUCAAACAAUACAUGAAUAGUCAGGAGACUAAAGACUGUUAUGGUAACAUAGGGACAGUUUUCUACAUUAGGAAAUUUAUUGUGGGCAUUUCAGUGCUGCAAAAGUUAUGUUUACUGGAAGUAGACUUUUGGGUUACUAUGGUAGAUGCCCGAAGCAUGAAGCAAAUAUCCUUUAUUGGAAAUGCAAAUUCAAUACUUUUCUAUUACAGUCUAUGGAAUUGG
Molecule: messenger RNA, 1874 nt
Organism: Manis pentadactyla (Chinese pangolin)
Lineage: Eukaryota; Metazoa; Chordata; Mammalia; Pholidota; Manidae
Product: protein PHTF1-like
Cellular component (GO): endoplasmic reticulum
Source: RefSeq, a predicted model, not a curated record